Messenger RNA from Heterobasidion irregulare TC 32-1, 243 nucleotides. RefSeq lists its product as uncharacterized. The transcript is spliced from 2 exons. The record is from RefSeq and is a predicted model, not a curated record. Bases 1 to 243 code for a protein of 80 amino acids. NCBI's taxonomy places the organism in Eukaryota, Fungi, Basidiomycota, Agaricomycetes, Russulales, Bondarzewiaceae.
AUGAUCACGUUCUGUCGGGCCUUAACGGCGGUCUAUUCCGACACGAUCAUCACAAAUAUCAAGCGGCCUCACAAGGUGAGGCGUACAAACAAGGUACAGAUAGUAACCUUGGUCAUCCACUCCCAACGGAUCACCUUAUCGUUGCGGGCAUGGAACGCCGCCUUACAAACUACUCACACAUCGGGCAUUGAGCUCCUAGUCUUUCCUGGCCAGAAGGAGACUAACGGAGAAACACAAGAGUAG